Messenger RNA from Malassezia sympodialis ATCC 42132, 1458 nucleotides. RefSeq lists its product as uncharacterized. Gene Ontology annotation, molecular function: transcription coactivator activity. Lineage: Eukaryota; Fungi; Basidiomycota; Malasseziomycetes; Malasseziales; Malasseziaceae. Gene Ontology annotation, cellular component: SAGA complex. Gene Ontology annotation, biological process: regulation of transcription by RNA polymerase II. The record is from RefSeq and is a predicted model, not a curated record.
AUGCCGAGCCGUGGCGGUGCGUCGUCGCUGGGGUGCGCACGAGACAUCAAGGCGCGUCUCUUUGAAGAGCUAGGGCCGCGUGCGGACGAGUACUGGCGCGCGCUCGUAUCGCUGUGCACAGCCGCGAUCGACCGUGCCGAAUUCCAGGCGCGGGUGCAGCCCUGGCUGCCCGCAUCGUGUGUAGUACUGCACAAUUCGCUCGUACUCAGCAUGAUGGCUGAGGCUUCGGCACCGGUGUCGUCGCUGGGCAGCGGCGCCGUGCAUGGAAUGCAGGCGCCUACCUCUCCGAUCCGUGCGCGAACAAACCUGCUUGACAGUGACGACGACUCGGACGAUGCACGCGAGCCGCCCGUAGGCGGCCACCCUGGGCGGGGGCUCAAGCGUCUGCGGCAUAUGUACGCAGGCCUCUCCCAACACGAGCGCAAGCGCCUGCAGUCGCUCCCCAAAACGGACCAUGCGUCCUUGCACACUGCGGCGUCGGUGUGGGCCGGUGCUGGCGCCGAGCUACUCGAGCGAAAACGCAAGGAGGAUGAGAAGCGGCGCGCUGUCGAGGAGCGCCGCCGCACACGAGAGGCCAAACUCGCGAUCGGCGCGUCCCACUGGCGCCUCGCUGCGAUGCAAACGGCUGCCCAGGCUGACUCGCUGCGCUCGCGACUGUCACCCACGAUGCAGGAGACUCUCGCGCGAAGCGCUGAUACACCGCACUGCAUUGAGGCUCAUGAGCUUCCUGACGUUUACACGCUGCAAGACCGCAUGUCACUGGCUGCGAUCGAGGUGGGUCUCUCACAUGGCGUGCACGUCCAAGCGGCCGCUGUACUCCUCGCGGCCCUGCAGGACCAUUUGCGGGCGAUAUUACGUCGUACUCUCGCUUACUCGCGCGGGUCGAAGCGCUCUGACGGUUCGCGCAUCCGCAUGCCUGAUAUCCAAGCUGUGCUGGACCUGGCGCCCCAUGUGUUGGUUGAGCCGCUGGGCCAGGGGCCACUGGAGCGGCUGCUGGCCCCCGAUGGCGAUGGAAGUACCACCGGCAGUGUUGACGGCGCAGGUGUGUCGUGGGUGGAAGACGAUGCUAUCCGGCGUGUGGCGCGAGAAUGUGCGACCACAAAGUUGGCCUCGCAUAGCGCACCAGCCGCGCCUCCGCCGCCAAACGCAAGCCAUGAGCAAAUUCUGCGCCUGCAGCAACAGACGCAGCGCGACGCCGUCCGGGACCAGGUGAUUCUCGAUCAGCUCGCUCCGCUGCGCCUGCUCGACCGGCCUGUGCUCCGUGAGUCUCUCGCGCAGACAGACUCGGGGCUGCAUCCGUCUUUGUCAACGCCCAUGACCGUGGCACUCGAGCAACAUUAUCAGGCGGGACACCACCAUCACCAUCACCAGCACCCGCAUCCGUUGCAUCGGCACAAGGACGAGUUCUUCGAUGUGGUCGAUCCCAUGGCCCUCCUCGGCAGCCUGUGCAAGCCAUAG